Molecule: messenger RNA, 1335 nt
Organism: Capsella rubella
Lineage: Eukaryota; Viridiplantae; Streptophyta; Magnoliopsida; Brassicales; Brassicaceae
Product: F-box/FBD/LRR-repeat protein At3g51530
Exons: 4
Coding region: 1-1335 (444 amino acids)
Molecular function (GO): protein binding
Source: RefSeq, a predicted model, not a curated record
AUGGAACAAUGUUUGAGAAAGCAAGGUGUCGUGAAUCGGGACAGGAUCAGUCAGUUUCCUGAAGCUUUGCUUCUACAGAUAUUGUCUAGGCUUCCAACAAAAGAUGCCAUAGCCACGAGUGUUUUGUCUAAGCGAUGGCGAUCUAUUUGGAAGAUGGUGCCGAGGCUCGAGUUUAACUCUCACUAUCAGAACCUGCAUAAAUUUUCAGAGAAUGUCGCCAGGUCUUUGCUUUUACACAAAGCUCCGAUUUUGGAGAGUUUGCAUAUCAAAGUUACUGAUAGACUUGAAGGAAGAAGUGAAAGUGAUAUAUAUAUCGGAAUAUGGAGUGGAAUUGCCUUUGCACGGCAUGUGCGUGAGUUCGUGCUCCAUCUCUUCUUUAAAAGACCCGUAAGAUUUCCGAGUAGCAUGUUUAACUCUAAUAAUACACUUGAGACCUUGAAACUCAAGUGUUCUGUUCGUCUCGAUGUUCCUUCUCGAUUUUGUAUGAAGUCCCUCAGAACUCUUCACCUUCUUUCUGUGGAUUUUAUAGACAACAAGUCUAUCCGCUACCUUAUAUCUGGCUGUCCUAAUCUCGAAAAUUUGGUCAUAGAUCGAGGUUACCCUAAUGUUGUGCGGACAUUCGUUAUCUUGGCACCGUCCUUGAAGACACUAUCAAUCAAAGAUUACGGUCGACUAGAGGAUGGGGGAUAUGUGAUCACUGCUCCUUCUUUGAGAUACUUGAAAAUUAAAGAGUUUAGUCAUUGCGGUUGUUGUUUGAUUGAUAAUGCGCCAAUGUUAGUGGAGGCAAAUAUUGGAAACGUUUCCUAUUUAGCCAAUGAGACAAUUCUUGGAUCGCUCAAGUCAGCCAAACGUCUUUUCUUAGACUUAUCACCGUUAGAGAUUACAUAUCCUACUGGAACUAUCUUCUAUCAGCUAGUAAAUCUAGAGAUGGAUACACGUAAAGCUGAGUGGUCGAAUCUACUUGCGCUCAUGCUCGAAAGCUCUCCUAAACUACAAGUCCUUAAGCUCACUGAUGUAAGAUUUCAACCUCUGGAUUUAAACAAAGUUGGUGUGAUCGGCGGGAAAUGGAAUCAACCCAAGAAUGUUCCCGAGUGUUUGUUGUCUCACCUCAAGAAGUUUGUGUGGAAAGGAUACGAUUGGGAAAGAGGAGAAGAGAAAGAGGUGGCUACAUACAUUCUAAAGAAAGCUAGCCAAUUGAAGAAUGCAAUUUUCUUCACUAGUUCCAUUCAAUCCAAAGAGCUUAACAGGUUGGAAGAGAGAUGUCAGAUGAUUAAGGAGUUAGAUGGUGUGGUUAGGGCCUCAAGUUCAUGUCACCUUGAGUUCGUCGAAUGGUAG